Phytomonas sp. EM1 is the source of this 1332-nucleotide messenger RNA. Lineage: Eukaryota; Euglenozoa; Kinetoplastea; Trypanosomatida; Trypanosomatidae. The record is from the annotation of a GenBank genome assembly.
AUGAGGUCAAGUGCUAAUCGAGAGGCCUUCCUUCGGGAGAUGGGUAUCACCAAUGAUGAUAUUCUACACCCUGAUGACCUCACCGCUAGCAAGGACAAAAUCCAAAAGCCGAAGACGCAUUUGUCCUGUCCAGGUGAUGCUUCUUAUGCCACGAAUUACAAAGGUGCCGGCACCUGUGGUACGGGUUCGUCGACGUAUUCGAAGAACCCCCCAGUUCGCGCGGAUGCGGCCGCGGGCACCGCCUUUGCCGCCAUGACGAUGAAUACCACCCACAUCAAGAAUGAGGUUGAGGAAUUGAAAACGGCCGGGAAUCACGCCUUUGAGAAUGGGAAGUUCGCCGAGGCGAUUCGUCUGUACACCAAGGCGAUCAAAUGCCAUGGCGAGGCCGCGGUGAAUGGCUCCUUGCUCAGCCUGAGCGCCUCCCUCGGAGGUGGAGGCGGAGGAGGGCGGAGCCCCGCCUUAUCCAACGGAGGAUCCAACAUGCUUCUUGCCACCCUUUAUAGCAAUCGCUCCGCGGCGUACAUGCAGGCGGCGCGGGAUCCUAGCGUCUCCGAAUCCCCCGAGGCCGCCUAUCAAACCGCGCUUUGUGAUGCCGAGCAGGCCGUGGCGCUUUGCCCGGAUUGGUUCAAACCCUACUCCCGCCAGGGCGAUGCGUGCUUUAAACUCCGCCAGUACCACCAGGCGGCGGAGGCCUACCAGAUGGCGCUCUGCAUGGAGCCAGGGAACGUCAACCUGGCGAACUCGCUGCGGGAAUCCCAGGAACGGGCGAGGUCGGGGGUGCUCGAGCGGGUGCGAGGGAAUCGUGGAGGGGCCGGGAAACCCUCUGGAUUUGGCGGAUACGCACGAGGGGAUGGAGAAAACGAAAGAGAAAAAGAGAGAGAAAGAGAGAGAGAGAGAGAGAAAGAAAGGGCGGAGGCGAUGGUGGAUCCACCUCCUCGCGCGAACCCCGCACGACGCCCUCCUCCGCCUCUUCCUUCCUCCACCGCUCCCCGUUCGACCACGACGACGUCAGCAACGACAACGGCGAUGACGACGACGGGAUCGGGGGCGAUCGUCACCCCGGAGGAGUACCGAAGUAAACAACUGGAAGCGUAUCGUCGGCGUCGGGUGGGACGGGUGUCGUCCGGGGAUGACACCCUCUCGGAGAGCGCGCGGACGACCCCGCCGAUGACGGCUGCGAGCUCGAAGCAGGGGUCGAUGAUCCUCAACGGGGAAGUGCCUGCCCGGACGACCGGGAGCGGGGGAAUCCCGUACGCCUUCUCCAGCGAAGCCGCCGCCGCGUAUCAGCAGAAGCUCCUCGAGGAGUUUCGCCGCAAGAAUGGCAAGAAAUAG